AUGUUCAACCAAGGGCACAAGGCUGACUUGGAGCAGCUCAAGAAAUUGGUCAGCGCGCAAAAUAAAUUGAUUACCGAAAUUAUAGAGAAAAGAAAAGGUCUCAAAGGCCUGCUGAAGGAGAUGUAUAAGGACAGUGGAAGCAAAAUAAUGGCAUUAAAACUGGAAAGAGUCGAAGAGAAAGAACAGUUUAAAACGCUUUCAGAGAGAUUUAAAGACUAUUUAGAACUCAUUUUCACAUACAUCAAGGGACAACUCAACACUCCAAGUUCGUCGCCACCCAACUCCACAACCAAGGAGCCAACCAAAAUGCUGGGUGAAGUGCAAAGUAAACUCGGCAAUUUGCUUACUCAUCUUGGCACAGCGAAACAUUUUGAUAGUCUAUUCGUAUUGCGCUUAGAAUCGUUUUCCACUGAACUUGGCAAAUUCACGCCGUCUCAAUUCGCCGGCCCAAAUAACUCUAAGCUGCUCGACUCACUUAGAGAUGGGCUGCAGAAAUUGUGUGAUCAGCUGGACAAGGCGUACGUGUCGGCGUACUCGGGAGACUACUGGAAUGGCAAUAACAAAAACAAGUAUGCUAAUGUUUUCUGUACUAUAAUGCAUACGUUCCGUAGAGAUUUUGAUGAGUUGCGUGAUGGGUUGUCAGGUGCCAUGUAUGACAAGUCGAUUCAUCUAGCCAACAGUAACUCGGCAGCUUUUUUCAAGGGCUGCAAUUACAACGUGUCGAAAACCACUGGCAAACAAGGUGGCGAAUUGAAAAAUGACGUGGAUGGUAAAACGAUAUAUGGGCUUCUUGUCUCAGAUGAUGAAAAGCAUGUUUACAAAAAAACCUUACAAGGGCCCUGUUAUAGAUUUGCACCGUCACAUAAGAACAUACUACACCGCCUGCCAUCUUACAUUACACGACUCACCUAA
Babesia ovata is the source of this 912-nucleotide messenger RNA. RefSeq lists its product as uncharacterized. The record is from RefSeq and is a predicted model, not a curated record. Lineage: Eukaryota; Apicomplexa; Aconoidasida; Piroplasmida; Babesiidae. The transcript has a single exon. The coding region runs from base 1 to 912 and encodes 303 amino acids.